GACACAUUUGAAACAAAAUCAAGUGGCCGUACUUUAUUUAUACGAGAUUAGCAAGAGCAGUACGUAAAAGAAGAAGAGAGGGUAGAGACCGGAGAUAAAGAGACGUACUACAUCUUGUGUGCUGGGUCUACUGACAAUUAGAUUUGGACUUGUCACUAAUUUCAGAAUCUCUCUCUCUCCCAUCUCUCUCUCCCUCUCGACACACGCAUAUAGAUAGAUAAAGAGCUCGAUGAUGAUGGUUACGUGGGCGUGGAGUUUGUUAUCACUACUAAUCUCAGCUGCCAUAUGGUACUUGUUUCAUGAUGCUGAGCAUAUGGAAACUCGGAUGGAACAUACUAGAAGAAGCUGGAUGAACAUGAGCAUGUACAAAAAUGUAUUGAAGCGGAAGAAAGGAGAGGAGAUGAGUAGUAAAAUUCCAAGAGGAAGCUUAGGCUGGCCUGUUAUCGGGGAAACACUGGAGUUUAUUGCUUCUGGAUAUUCCUCUCGUCCUGUUGCUUUCAUGGAGAAACGCAAAUCUCUGUAUGGAAAAGUGUUCAGAACCAAUAUACUGGGAAAACCCAUAAUUGUAUCAACGGAUCCUGACGUUAACAAAGCUGUUUUGCAAAAUCAUGGCAAUGUUUUUAUACCUAGUUAUCCUAAAUCUGUUACGGAGUUGCUUGGGAAAUCAUCAAUCCUUCAGACAAAUGGACCGCUUCAGAAAAGAUUGCAUUCACUCAUCGGAGGUUACUUUCGAUCACCUCAAUUCAAAUCUCGCAUUGCUCGUGAAAUUGAGGAUUAUGUCAAAGUCUCUCUGUCUACUUGGGAGCACAAGAAACUGCCUAUUCUCGUCCAAGAUGAAACCAAACAGAUUACUUUUGAAAUUCUGGUCAAAGUACUGAUGAGUGUUGGCCCUGGUGAAGAUAUGGAGUUUCUCAAAAGAGAGUUUCAAGAAUUCAUCAAGGGUAUUAUAUGUAUACCUAUUAAAUUCCCUGGAACAAGACUUUAUAAAUCAUUGCAGGCCAAAAAGAAAUUGUUUAACAUGGUAAGAAAGAUUGUGGAAGAGAGAAAUUUGGGUAUGGCGAAAACAGGAGAAAAAACCUCAGGUUCACCAAUUGAUGUCAUUCAGGCACUGCUUAGCGAUACAAAGGAAUCAUCAGACAAUACACAACAGUUGCAAGGAUUGCCAUUGGAUAUUGUAACAGAGAAUAUCAUAGAAAUGAUGAUUGCUGGAGAGGACUCUGUCCCCAUGGUCAUGACGCUAGCUGUUAAAUACCUCAGCGACAACCCUGCCACUCUAUCUCGUGUUGUGGAAGAAAACAUGACUCUAAAGAGGCAGAAGGCUACAUCAUGUGAUGGAUUUGCUUGGACCGAUUACAUGUCUUUGCAAUUUACUCAAAAUGUGAUCACUGAAACUCUAAGAAUGGCAAAUAUUAUCAAUGCUGUUUGGAGAAAAGCUCAAAAAGAUGUAGAAAUAAAAGGUUUCUUGAUACCAAAAGAUUGGUGUGUCAUGACAUCAUUUACUUCUGUUCACUUGGAUGAUGAAAAUUAUGAAAAUCCAUAUCAGUUUAACCCCUGGAGAUGGGAGAAGACAAGAGGUAUGGUAAACAACAGCAUUACUUUUACACCAUUUGGUGGUGGCCAGAGGCUUUGUCCUGGUUUAGAACUUUCGAGGCUUGAAAUCUCCAUUUUUCUUCAUCAUUUUGUCACCAAGUACAGAUGGGAAGUGGAGGAUGACAACAUAGUUACUUUCCCAACGGUGAAGAUGAAGAGGAAGUUGCCUAUCACCAUCGUGCCAAUGGUGCAACAACAUUAUUGAUCCUGCCCUACUACAACACGAUGCAAGUUAGAUAGGCAACCUAUCAAGUGGGUCUUUUCGAUCAACAUCAUAUCACGAUCAGAUCGUACACCCUGACCUGUCCCUUUUAACCCCCACCCCCAGUCGGUUUUUUCUAGCUCUGAAAUAUUCUACGUAAAUAUUCUACGUAACAGACACUAUAUGUAAUAAUCUUCCAUGGAUGAGCAUUAUGGGAAGAUUGAUGAGGAGUAUAAUGCAGUUGGGUCUGUUGUCCUUGUCCUUUUUGAUGGAAAGAUUGUGGGGUUGAUAGGGAUCCAAACUUAUCUAUCUCACAGAAAAAAUACUUCACUGAUUAUAUUUCUGAAACAUGUUUUACGGUUCUAAAUUAUGUAGUGCACAUGCGCCUCUGCCCCCAUCAAGAUCUUCUUCAUAUUUUCUACUCAUAUUAUUUUCUUGCAAUCAAAAUUUUGUACUGAGAGUCUGAUUAGGUAGUUGCAAUUUUCCAUGCGUGGGACUACUGAUUUAGGACGGAGAUUA
Daucus carota subsp. sativus is the source of this 2311-nucleotide messenger RNA. RefSeq names its product 3-epi-6-deoxocathasterone 23-monooxygenase CYP90C1. The record is from RefSeq and is a predicted model, not a curated record. Gene Ontology annotation, biological process: brassinosteroid biosynthetic process; multicellular organism development; brassinosteroid homeostasis. Lineage: Eukaryota; Viridiplantae; Streptophyta; Magnoliopsida; Apiales; Apiaceae. The transcript has 9 exons. Gene Ontology annotation, molecular function: heme binding; oxidoreductase activity, acting on paired donors, with incorporation or reduction of molecular oxygen, NAD(P)H as one donor, and incorporation of one atom of oxygen; iron ion binding. Bases 230 to 1795 code for a protein of 521 amino acids.